Molecule: messenger RNA, 1184 nt
Organism: Schistocerca piceifrons (Central American locust)
Lineage: Eukaryota; Metazoa; Arthropoda; Insecta; Orthoptera; Acrididae
Product: longitudinals lacking protein-like
Exons: 4
Coding region: 111-347 (78 amino acids)
Source: RefSeq, a predicted model, not a curated record
CAAUAAAAGUAAUAUUGUAGAACAAAAGCAAACUGGUGCUUCACAUUUAUAAUGAUGUUCUACCAAGAACUGACAGAAGAUACUGUUGACAGAAUUUAUGUGAACUAUUGAUGGAAAGGUCACCAGAUAUGUCAGUUCCCAAGGCAUUUGCAGAAGCAAUAGUUUCCUCUGGAUCAUCAUGCACCAUCGCUACAAGAGGUGUAUUAAAGUUUGAUUACAGUUGUCACAUGAAGAUACCAUAUCCUUUCCUUCAAUUCUUGAAAAUAGUCUGUUCAUUUGUACCAGGAACAGUUGAAUUGUGCUUGAAAACUGUGUAUUGCCGAGUUUCACUGGUUUUUGUGUACUGAGGAACAAAAAUGAUGAAUGACUUGUGGCUGCCUGAGACAUUAAUGACAAGCAGCUCUGUGUCUGGAGUUUACUCUGAUGUAUUCGACUACAACUCGAAGAGGUACAGGUGCACACAAUGUAGUAAAACUUACAUGUGGAAGACUACUUUGGCAAGACAUGUAAAAUAUGAAUGUGGCAAACCUCCACAGUUUCAGUGUCCUUUUUGCCAGAAAAGAAGUCAUAGGAAGAGCAAUAUUGAACAGCACAUCCGGUGUCACCACAGAAUGUAGUGAAUUGUUUCAGGAUUGAUAAAUGUUGAGGAAUGAAAAUAAAGAAAUGAGUGUAAUUCUACUUAAAAUUUUAAUGUACACUGAAAAUAUAAGAUUGAUGUCAGUGAUUUGUAAUAUAAAUAAAUUCUCUAUUAGAAAGUUAUUUUCUUUCUGUUAGGGACUAAUAAUUCAUGAAUACAGAGAGCUCCAGAGACAAUUUUAUGAACAAUGUGCAUACCAGAUCAUGUAUUUAUAAAAAUAUGUGAUCUAGACAGUUCUUUGUUCGUAAAAUUAUAAAAAAGAUCACUAUUUUCUCUUGGUGACACAGAGCCACCUCUCUGUAUUAAAGACUGUGUGAAAAUUCAGUUGUUGAACAUGGGGUAUUGCAGUCAUGCUAUUCUUCAUUGUACCGGAAUAUAACUUUAACUGUUAUUCAAUCAUUUAUUCAUAAUGUAGUUGCUGAAUACAGCAUGCAUUCUUCUAAUAAGUUCACUGGGUAAAUUGAUCCGUGAAAACAAAAGCAGUGAAAUUCACUGACACGACUUUUAAUGCAAGGGUUUGUACACAAUUCUUGACUUACCGUUAACA